GUCUUUCAUCGCGAGAUUGACAAAAAGGAUCAAUAAGGAGAUAAAUCAUCCUUCGGAGCCUUUGAACAGCUAAACCCGCUUCAUCACGCAUUUCGUGAUUAGAUUUGUCAGCUUCCGUUACGUCAAUAAUGGUGAUCUCGAUUUCUGAUGAAUAUUAAUUGCCUUCUUUGAUCAUCAAUUCAUGAUAUAUACUUAGCUUCACCAUGGCUGGCAGAGAGCGCAACAACGAUUCUCGUUCUGAAGCUUCUAAGAGCCGCGACCUGAUAUCCCGCGGUGACUACACUCCAACGCCCGUCGGAAAGGCUGUUUUCGUCAUUACCCGUGCGCUCGAUCCGUUUCUCCAAUACUCGAUCCUUGCACAUGGUACUGGAACGAUAUUUCUGCACCGCCUGGGCCUUCGAACCCUCCAUCCAGGACUCCCUGCUCCUAUUGGAGUACGUGUAAUCGACAACUUGGGAUUGUCACCAUAUAGACUCAUACUCCUAGGUAUGGCGGUGGGCAGCACAGUGAAGCAUAGUCUUUGGGUUACUGCUUUAUCGGGCGAUCCUCUAGAGAUUAAGAACGCACUCAUCGUCGGAGCCCUCAACACCAUUUUCAACAGUAUAAACUCGUACGCGUUUCUGCUCUCUGCUAUGUCCGCGUCGACCGAGUCUACCUUCCUUCAGGCUCCAUUGAUUGUCGGGAGCGCUCUCUACAUCACCGGCAUUGCCACCGAACUUGCUUCUGAAAUCCAAAGAAAGAGGUUCAAGUCGGACCCGAAUAACAAGGGUAAAGCAUACACUGGUGGAUUGUGGAGUCUAGCGAGGCAUAUUAACUACGGUGCAUUCACCAUUUGGAGAGCAGGCUACGCCAUGGCUUCGGGAGGGUGGAUCAUGGGUGCUGUGGUAGGAGCAUUCUUCUUUACCGAUUUCGCGACGCGAGGAGUUCCCAUCCUGAACGAAUACUGUGAGAAGCGAUAUGGUGUGGACUGGGGAAAUUUCAAACAGCAGACGAAGUGGCGUUUAAUACCGGGACUCUACUGAGCAGGAACAAGUUGGUCGGAGGGGCCACGGGAAUGUUCUAGUUGGCUUAACCUGGUAAAUUUUUUUUUUCCUUGGGCAAAAUUGGUUGAGCUCCGACUAAGUUUUGCAUGCAUUAGCGAUGGAACACACCAGCUGAAAACUACCGGCUUUCCGUCAAAAUGCCCUGUGAUGUUGUCAAGUUUGGCGUCGACUCUGCGGUCAGCUCUAUUCCGUAGCUGAUAGUGAAGGAGCUGUCAAGUUUUGCACUGUUGCCACUCCAACUAAGGAGGCUUCGACUGGAUCACCGAGUUGGCACGGGCUGUGGAGCCCAAGAACGACGUCUUCGACACCCUAUCAACGAUGUGUGCAACUAACUUCCCGACUAGGCAAU
Molecule: messenger RNA, 1392 nt
Organism: Lindgomyces ingoldianus
Lineage: Eukaryota; Fungi; Ascomycota; Dothideomycetes; Pleosporales; Lindgomycetaceae
Exons: 3
Coding region: 204-1022 (272 amino acids)
Cellular component (GO): membrane
Source: RefSeq, a predicted model, not a curated record